Molecule: messenger RNA, 2943 nt
Organism: Myripristis murdjan (pinecone soldierfish)
Lineage: Eukaryota; Metazoa; Chordata; Actinopteri; Holocentriformes; Holocentridae
Product: dnaJ homolog subfamily C member 7-like
Exons: 14
Coding region: 48-1541 (497 amino acids)
Molecular function (GO): protein binding
Source: RefSeq, a predicted model, not a curated record
AGAUAUUCCCGGAAAUUGCGUCUGAUCGUUCCUUUCGGGAAAAAAAGAUGGCAGCUGUUGACAUCGACAUGCCGAUGGAAACAGAAGCCCAGACCCCCUUUCAGGAGGACGUAGAGCGUCAGGCUGAGGGCUUCAAAGAGCAAGGAAAUGCAUUCUACAUCAAGAAAGAUUACUCCGAAGCUUUCAACUACUACACAAAGGCCAUCGAUGCAUGCCCCAAGAAUGCCAGUUACUAUAGCAACAGGGCAGCUACAUUGAUGAUGCUGUGUCGCUUUCGAGAGGCCCUGGAAGACUCCCAGCAGGCUGUGCGGCUGGAUGACUGCUUCAUGAAGGGGCAUCUGCGUGAGGGCAAGUGCCAUCUAUCUUUGGGUAACGCCAUGGCUGCUAGCCGCUGUUUCCAGAAGGUUCUGGAGCUGGAGCCCAGCAACAGCCAGGCCCAGCAGGAGCAUAAGAAUGCUGCAGCGGUCCAGGAAUAUGAGCGAAUGGCAGAAUUUGGCUUUGAAAAGCGGGAUUUCAGAAAGGUUGUGUACUGUAUGGACCGGGCUCUAGCUCUGGCCUCUGCCUGCCACCGCUUCAAAAUCCUGAAGGCAGAGUGUCUCGCUCUGCUGGGACGCUACCCAGAAGCCCAGUCUGUGGCAAGUGAUAUCCUGCGGAUGGAUCCCACCAAUGCAGAUGCACUGUAUGUCCAAGGCCUGUGUCUUUACUAUGAGGACUGUAUCGAUAAAGCCGUGCAGUUCUUUGUCCAGGCUCUGCGCAUGGCACCCGAUCAUGAGAAGGCCCGGUUAGCCUGCAGGAACGCUAAAGCCUUAAAAGCCAAGAAAGAGGAGGGAAACCAGGCGUUCAAGGACUGCAACUAUGAAGCUGCGUAUCAGCUGUACACAGAGGCUCUGAAAAUAGACCCCAACAACAUCAAGACCAAUGCUAAACUCUACUGCAACAGAGGCACAGUGGGAGCUAAGCUGAAGAAACUUGAUCAAGCCAUCGAGGACUGCACUAGUGCAGUCAAGCUGGAUGAAACUUACAUCAAGGCCUAUUUACGACGAGCCCAGUGUUACAUGGACUUGGAGCAGUAUGAAGAAGCUGUACGGGAUUACGAAACUGUUUACCAGACGGAAAAGACCAAAGAACACAAGCAUCUGCUGAAGAACGCCCAGCUGGAACUGAAGAAGAGCAAGAGGAAAGAUUACUACAAGGUGCUGGGAGUCGGAAAGAACGCCACUGAUGACGAGAUCAAGAAGGCCUACCGCAAACGGGCCCUCAUGCACCACCCAGACCGCCACAGUGCAGCGACUCCAGAAGUGCAGAAGGAGGAGGAGAAGAAGUUCAAGGAGGUGGGCGAGGCCUUCACUGUGCUGUCUGACCCCAAGAAGAAAGUCCGCUACGAUAACGGGCAUGACCUGGAGGAUGAUGGCGGCUUUGGUGGAGGAGAUUUUGAUGCCAACAACAUCUUCAGGGCCUUCUUCGGUGGCCAGGGUGGAGGAUUUAAUUUUGAAUCCAGUCCAAAUGCUGGGCCUGGAAAUUUCUUUUUCCAGUUUGGCUAAAGUGAAACAACGCACAGGAACAUUGCAGCCCUGCAAUGGACAGUAUUAAAUUGGACUCAAUCACCUCCUGAUUUGUCUCGCAAAAUCUUCCCGCACUAUACUUUGCAAAAAAUGUUUUUGGUAAUUGCAUUCACCUCCUGAAUUUACUUGUCACACUUAUACUAACAGGCAUUUGGCAGAAACAUGAACAAGGGCAAUUUAAUAAUGAAGGUAGCAUUAUCAGUGAAGAAUUGAGAAGUGUGGCUGAGCUUUUCUCAGAGCAUGAUCGUAUUCCCAAAAUUGAGAUACAAUGCAGAAUUGAAUCUAGACUUGUAAAACUGCCACUAUACCUUGAUAGAGGUGAUUAAAUACUAAGGAAUGCUUUGAAAAAAGAAUUACAGUUAAAUAUCAGGAAAAAUGUGUAAUAUGACCUUGUAAGAUGCUCUUGGGACAGACUGGCACUCUAUAGAGCUAAAAAUCAGUAAUGUCAAAAGUGACCUCAGGACAGCACUGCCCAGGUUUUAUAUGUCCAGGUUUUAUUGGCAUACCUGCAGACCGUGGGAUCAGUCUGCUGGGAUCUUUGUUUUUUCAUCUAGUCUCCAUGCUGCAUUGUACAGUUGACUGGAAUGUAAAGCGUUUAUUGUAUUCAUAAUUUUUUCCUUCAUUUUCCUUUAGAUCUAUUUAUAUUUAUUGUAUAUUCUAACUGUAAGCAAACUAAUGCCAGUGUUGAUGGUUAGUUUUGUUUUUUUAUUAUUCUAAUUAGUUGUAAAUGCACCCCACCCAUCCUUCUCCCUUUGAGUUUCAGUGGCUAUUUUUUUCAUUGAAACAGGCCAAAAUCAUAAUAGCUUUGCAAACCAUUUUGUUCUACAGCUGCUUAAAGCCAUUUAAAGGAAUAUCCACCUCCACUCGGUACAGACCAUGUUCCUAUCAAAUUACGUGGUGCCUUACCAGACUGAACUUAGCAAUUAGACAUACUUUUCUUACAGUGACACAUUGAUUCCACGACCCUACAACCAGCUCGCCUGCACUUGCAAAGGCAGAAACUAGUCUCGCUAAGCAUGUUUUUGUGCUUCUUUUCACAUCAGCCCAAUAGAGGCAAAUUAAUUUUGCAAGUGAAGACUUAAAUGUCCCUGAAUCCUUUUUCUUUUUUUUUCUUUUUUUUUUAAAUCCAGCCAAUCAUGUAGGACUUGAUUCAGAGUCUUGUAUCGUCACCAGUCACACCUUGCUGUCACGCUGCUCCUUGUCAUGCACGUUUGGUUAGUACCCUCCCCUCUUGUUACACCUGUCAAGGGUAAUGAGAUUGGAAAUGUCCCAUUGUCAUGGUCCUCUCACCGACCUGUGAAUCAUUUUGUUAAAAAAACAUGAAUGAACAAGAGACAUGCUUUUUUUUAUUGGAACAAUAAAGAUUUGUCCCGUACUGUAA